Chelonoidis abingdonii (Abingdon island giant tortoise) is the source of this 716-nucleotide messenger RNA. Lineage: Eukaryota; Metazoa; Chordata; Testudines; Testudinidae. The record is from RefSeq and is a predicted model, not a curated record.
AUGCGGGGUCCCCUGCUGGGGAGGGGCGCUGGCGGGGUCCCCUGCCUGGUACGGGGCUCGGCACUGCGGGGUCCCCCUGCUGGGGGGAGCUGCGGGGCCCGCCUGUCUCGUGACCGGAAGCGGAAGUCCGGGGCCGUCGGCGCGUAUGGCGCGGAGGGGGACGUGGAGCUGGAGCUGGAGACGAGCCGAACGGGGCGGGGGCGGCGCGGACGGGCCGGGGGGCGGCCGGCUGAGAAGCCCCGGAAACACGACAGCGGCGCCGCGGACCUGGAGCGGGUCACGGAUUAGGGAGGAGAAAGAGAUUAGAGCUCGAACCUGGAGACGGCCAUGUCGGUGAUUGGAGACCGGCGAUCCAGAGAGCAGAAAGCAAAACAAGAGAGGGAAAAAGAACUUGCAAAAGUUACAAUAAAGAAAGAAGAUUUGGAACUGAUUAUGAAUGAGAUGGAGAUCUCUCGGGCAGCUGCAGAGCGUAGUCUGCGAGAGCAUAUGGGGAAUGUGGUGGAGGCUCUGAUCACCCUCACCAACUAACCACAUUCCAACUGGACCACUUUGUGCUUUGAGAAGGGAAUGGAGGAGGAAAACCCUUGUUGGGACUUCGUCUUUGUGUGGUCACCCCUGCCAUGUGCACUGUCUUCCCAAUAACUCUUUGACAGUGAUACUAGUCAGAUGCCACAUGUAUUAACUUAUUGAAAUAAAGACAUCUGUAACCUUGUGGA